Molecule: messenger RNA, 3161 nt
Organism: Porites lobata
Lineage: Eukaryota; Metazoa; Cnidaria; Anthozoa; Scleractinia; Poritidae
Source: the annotation of a GenBank genome assembly
AAAGGAUCUGGUUUAACUCCUCAAAUACAACUCACAUUAGCGAUACCAAGCACUACAACUGUAGGAUCCAGGAAUUUCUUAUUACUCAAAACGUUUGCGCGAAAACUUGUACAAGAAUUCAGUGUGUCUCCUUCAGGGACAAGGGUUGCCAUGGUGACUUAUUCACACGACCCACACCUGGAUUUCAGCUGGCAUGAAUUUUUUAACAUGGAAUGCACGUUAAAAGCGAUCUCAUCUAUUAGGUAAAUAACUCAAACUGUUAAAAAAAAACAGUUAUGUAUAUAGUAUACUAUCUAGAUAAAUUAUAGUAUGACUUUUGAAUGGUGAAUAUUUACCCACACUUGUUUGUCCUGAAAACGAUCGUCAAAAUUCAAUAUGACGUUUCGACACCCUCUGUCUCUCUGGGUUAAGAGCAAUUUUAUAGCCCCCACUGUCUCUAACUUAUUUUGAGACAGCUUACUAACUCGCAGGUCACAAAAUAAAAUCAGUAAUGUAUUUAGCAGUGAUUUCUAUGCAAGAUGUUCUUUCUCUACAGAUUUGCGGCUGGACGAAGUGCCUCUUUAGAUCACCUUCUCCACUUCCUAACAUCAAACCUGUAUUCACAACCAAAAAAAGAAAAGCUGAAGGCCCAACAACUACUUUUUCUUAUUGCGGAGAGUAAUUCAUUUGAUUCUUCAGCGUUGACUGCUCUUCGUACCGCCAAAUCAUUGGCAGAAAAUGGGGUGGAGGUGUUUGUUUUUAAAGUUGGCGGCAAGCAGGUGAUUAACAUCGAUCUAAGCAAAGUUGCAAGUGAGCCAUUGGAUACCCACGUUUUCCAAGUUAACGACUUUAAAGAUCUCUUAAAGGCAUCAAAGGCUUUUAAUGGCAAAGGUAAAUAAGUUUUAACUAAGAACGUGCGAAUCUUUGAGUUUAUCAAGCCGUGUAAACCUUAAAUUAGUGGUACAAUGUCCCGCAGAUAUAACUCCUAUAUUAUUUCGUUUACAAGAAAUGACAUAAUUACUUUCCGCUAAAAGGAGAUUGAUUCACGCGAUACACAAUAAUUAAAUUACAAACAAUUUGGAGGAGAUCCCUUUAGUAUUUAUAAUCAAUAAUCUUCCUAAUUAAGAAUACUCUCAGGGACCAUAAUCGGGGAAGGAGACUGCAACUAGCACCUUUUCCAGUAAUAGGGUUGGUUCGAUCGAAAUAGCCAAAUGUGCUAUUUUUAGCACAAAUUGUGCCAUCUCGUAUGACAAGCGCGCGAAUUUUUUUUCGAAGACGCCACGCAAAAGAUAACCAGACAAAAUGGCGUCGGAAAUUACCUCCGUAAGAGAUGAAUAAAUUCAAUUUUUGUCAUAAUUGCUUCCUCUAGUGAAUUUGAGGCAAGACCUUGAGGUGAACCUCUUUGACAAUAGCUCUAAAUGUGAGGAAUGUGAAUGUGAAUGUGAAUGUAAGUCAGUUGAGAACGAGAAAGCGCGCGGAAAGGACUAAACACGACUUCCGGUGUUCAGUUUGCCGCUCUGCCAUUGGUCAAGCCAAUUGUUUGAUUUGCGCACGCCGUCGUCAACUGACGUUCCCGUUUUGUUGCUUAAUCAGCCUCACCCUAAUAUCCCGUUCAGGCGAAACAAACAGUCAAAAAAAAAGUGCGGAGAAAAGAAGGGCGGGACGUUAACAGCAACAACAACAACAAAAUUAUAACUAAUUUUCCUGAAUUCUUUGAAUUCAUAACAAAUACAGCUCCACAAGUUUCAAACAGUAUCUACCGUCAGAAUUCCAUGGAAAUAAUACUUUUAAAUAUAAUAAUUUUCCCAGUUGAAGAUAUCCUUGGCGGCGUGGCGCAGUGGUCUAGGAGGCGACCUUCCGCGCUGAUGUGCCAGGUUCGAUUCUCGGUUAAGCCGUUUUUUCUUUGUUGUAUAUAUUCUUUCGUUUUAUUUUUGUUUUGAUUUUAAUCAUAUUUUUCCCCUUGGCUUGUUUCCCUUUAUUCUUACUUCUGGCCCAUUACAGCCUCGCAAGGUCUUUUGGGAUAAACAACUGUGUAUGCAUUGCCUAUCAAGAUAUGAACCACUUGAAAAGAUAUAAAACACUCAAAUAAAGUUGUAAAACGAUCGCCCAUCUCCUGAAAUUCCAUACAAGAGCCACGCCAACUCUUCGGUUCCCGUGAGAGUUUGUGACGUUGAGUGUGGUGCAGUUUGUUCUAAAAAGAGCUCAUUUGGCUAUUUCGAUAGAACCGCGUGGACCCCUCACUUCCGGUAUGCUACCUGAUUAUGGCUCCUGAUACUCUUUUAGGAUUCAAUCACAGUUGUUCUGGCGAAGGAAUAGUUUACGAUGAAUGUAAUCGCCGCUGCCUUUGUAAAGUUGGAAGACCCAGCGAUUGUUACAGAAUACGAAAGGAAUUCACAGAAAUGUCCUUUACGGAACGGCGUCGUUACGUGAGGGCCUUUAAAGCAGUAUCUACGGAAGACCCUUAUAACAGGACCUACGAUGCUCUCACUGCCCUUCACCCCAUGUUUUUCAAAGUAAUUCACGAGAAAAAGUUUUUUUUUCCUUGGCAUCGCUGGUAUCUGUACGAAUUUGAAAAUCUUCUUCGCCGAGUGGACUGCCGCGUGACGGUGCCAUAUUGGAAUUGGGCACGUGCCGUUUCAGAAAACCGCCUGUGGCGCCACACGGGAUUACGAGAUAUCUGGAAUCCGGGGACUCACGGCUUUGGUGGCAAUGGUGACUCUAGAUCUGGUUGCGUUGAAAGUGGGCCUUUCAAAGAAGGAAAGUGGUCGCUACCAACAUGGUUAAAUUCAGAAUGUCUUUCCAGAGAAUUUGAUUAUGACACCGAUCUGCCAGGCCAACGAUUUGUUAAUAGUCUAAAUCGAAUUACUUGGAGUCGGUUUAGCAGGUUUGAAGCUGCUGUUAACCGUAUGCACAAUGAUUUUCAUGAUGCCAUCGGCGGAACAAUGUCUGAAGAUGAAUCUGCCGUUGCACCUGAAUUCUGGUGUCACCACGCCUUCCUGGAUAAAAUCUGGUCCAACUGGCAAGUUCGUGGCCCUAAAUACAAAUUUGCAUAUUAUCGGAGUAUAAACGGGACACUACCUGGGGCGACACACUUUGGAAGGGAGUUCAUGGACCUUCGAUAUCAGCCGCAAUGUGUAAGGGUCCUAUAUGAAGAGACACGAGAAAGGAACAAAGAUCAUUAA